Messenger RNA from Aspergillus aculeatus ATCC 16872, 564 nucleotides. RefSeq names its product actin-related protein 2/3 complex subunit 3. The transcript is spliced from 6 exons. Gene Ontology annotation, cellular component: Arp2/3 protein complex; cytoskeleton. Gene Ontology annotation, molecular function: actin filament binding. The record is from RefSeq and is a predicted model, not a curated record. Bases 1 to 564 code for a protein of 187 amino acids. Gene Ontology annotation, biological process: Arp2/3 complex-mediated actin nucleation; regulation of actin filament polymerization. Lineage: Eukaryota; Fungi; Ascomycota; Eurotiomycetes; Eurotiales; Aspergillaceae.
AUGCCUGCCUACCACUCCAUCUUCCUCGAGGACCGGGAUGUCCCCGUAAUAGGCAAUUUCCCCGUCCUCCCCCUCCGCACCCGCACUCGCGGCCCCGCAUACACCCUCCCUCCGCUCCCGCCUAACGCCGAUACCGAAGUGCCCGCCGACAGCGAGUCCUACGACUGUGUCGACGAGAUCCUGUCGCUCUUCCGGGCCAAUGUUCUGUUCCGCAACUUCGAGAUCAACGGCCCCGCCGACCGUAUGCUCAUCUACGGAACGUUGUUCAUCACCGAGUGCUUGGGCAAGGUGAAGCCGACGAUGGCUGCUCGCGAUGCGGAGAAGGCUCUGAUCAAUGUUGCGCUCGAUCACUUUGCUAUCCCCGGUGACGUGGCCUUCCCUCUGAACCAGGCUUUCGAGCCCCCUCGCGACCGUCAGGAUGCCGAAACGCUCAGAUCUUAUCUGUCUCAGGUGCGACAGGAGAUCGCUAUCCGCCUGCACGCUAGAUUAUACCCCGGUGGUGUCGGUCCUUCGAAGUGGUGGCUCAGCUUCACCAAGAGAAAGUUCAUGGGAAAGAGCUUCUAA